AUGGCAGAUUGGGAUGAUGAGUGGCAAGAAGAUCAGGUGGUGGUGACACCGGCACCGCGGCCUCCGCAAAACACGCGGGUGUACCGGCCGAAUCCCGGAGGAUCCCGUGAUAAUCGUGGCUACAGUGAUCGCUCUAACUGGCGCGAGACUCGAGGCAAUGAUAAUCGCUCUACUAACUGGCGAGAUCAAAGCGACAGGAACAAUCCAGGAUUCAGGAACCAAGGUUCAAGAGAUCAAGGCUUCAGAGACCAAGGGUUUAGAGACCAGGGUUCCAGAGACCAAGGUUUCAGAGACCAAGGCUUCAGAAACCGGCGCAACAUUCCAGAAGGUAACAAAAAAACUAUUACCGUACCUUCCCAUAAAGUCGGCCGUAUUAUCGGUAAAGGAGGUUCAAAGAUACGCGACCUUGAGUACGAGUCUGAGGCUAAAAUACAAAUUGGCGAUUCUAAUGGAGCUUUAACCAAUAUCACUUUGCUUGGUGAAGAUGCUUCUAUUGCUAAGGUUGAGGACAUGAUAAAUAGUCUUCUUGAGGAUUAUAAACCAGCUGUACCCAAGGUAAACUCUUGCACUGCAGACAACAACACAUCUGAUGAUUUUUUUAAAAGUAAUGAAGCUGGUGUCGAAGUAAUUGAUUGGGACAAACUCAAUGCUCAUUAUGAAGAACAGCAGAAGAUUAGGUAUGAACAAUUACCUCCUAUCAUCAAGGAUUUCUAUAAAGAAGACCCUCAAGUUGCUGCAAUGAGUCCAAAAGAGGUAAAACACUGGCGCCUUACCAACAAUGAUAUUCAAGUGAAACGGACUUUUGAUGACAAACCUGGUCUGAAACCCAUCCCUAAUCCUGUGGUUACUUUUGAUCAAGCAUUCCAACAUUUUCCGGAAAUUCUUGAGGAAAUUCGUAAGCAAGGCUUUGAAAGACCUUCACCAAUUCAGAGUCAGGCUUGGCCUAUCCUUUUGAGAGGUGAAGAUAUGAUUGGUAUUGCUCAAACUGGUACAGGUAAAACUUUGGCUUUCCUGCUACCAGCAUUAAUUCAUAUUGAUGGUCAGACCGUACCCAGAGACCAGAGAGAUGGUCCAACUGUACUCAUUUUAGCUCCAACUAGAGAACUUGCUCUGCAGAUUGAGAAGGAAGUCUCUAAGUAUAAAUAUAAAAACAUCAAAUCAGUUUGUCUGUAUGGAGGUGGUGACCGUAAAGAACAGAUAAAAGUCGUAGCAAAGGGAGUUGACAUUGUGAUUGCUACGCCUGGAAGGUUGAAUGAUUUGAUAGUGACUGGUCAUUUGAAUAUUAUCAACUUUUCGUAUAUUGUUCUUGACGAAGCAGAUAGAAUGUUAGACAUGGGAUUCGAACCUCAGAUAAGGAAGUCUCUUUUCGAUGUAAGACCUGACAAACAAGUUGUUAUGACGUCUGCAACAUGGCCAAACGGUGUGCGCCGCCUUGCUGAGUCUUACAUGAAAGAUCCAAUUCAAGUUAAUGUUGGCUCAUUAGACUUGGCUGCAGUACACACUGUUACUCAGCAGAUUUCUUUUGUUGAUGAGGAUGACAAAGAGGAAGCUCUGUAUGAAUUUAUACGCAACAUGGAAUCAUCUGACAAAGUUAUCAUUUUCUGUGGCAAAAAGGCUACUGCUACUCACAUUACAACAGAACUGGCAAUGAGGGGGAUUGAGGCCCAAUCCUUACACGGUGAUAGAGACCAGAGUGACCGGGAAGCCGCUUUGUCAGAGAUGGUUGAAGGUACUGUUAAUAUUCUGGUUGCAACUGACGUUGCAUCGCGUGGUAUUGAUAUUAAGGAUUUGACACAUGUGGUGAAUUUGGAUUUCCCACGGCACAUUGAAGAGUAUGUACAUAGGGUUGGACGAACUGGACGUGCUGGGAGGACAGGCGUAUCACUGUCAUUUAUUUCCAGAAAGGAUUGGGGGCAUGCUCGAGAAUUAAUAAAAAUUUUGGAAGAGGCAAAUCAGGAAGUGCCAGAUGAGUUGCAACAAAUGGCUGAACGGUUUGAAGCUAUGAAGUUGAGGCGAGAUAAGGAAGGUGGAGGCAAUAGAGGGAGGGGUGGCAGGGGCGGGAGAGGAGGGGGUAGAGACCGUGGCGACAGAUUUAUGUUCUAAUAACUUAAAUGUAGAGGAGUUUAGUAUCUACCAUAGAAGUAAGUUUUUGUUAUGUCACUGCAUGUCUAAUCUAAAAAAUUAUGACGAAAUGUUUUUAUACCAUUUUUUAUAUUUAGUCAUGCAUUUUUGUUUUAUAAAGAUCUGUUAUAGAUGCUAGAUGCAAAGCUUAGCAUUUGUAUAUAAGUUAUUUAUGAAUACUUAAAGCAGAAGCUCCUAUUUUUAAGCAUUCUUGUGUGUACCUCACACUAGUAUUGUAGAGAUAGUAACAAAGAAUGAAUUGUCUGGUAUAAAUGAUAAUACAUUUUCUAUUAUGUGCAGAAAUAUUUAUCUCUUAAAGACUGAUAGUAGACUGACAGUUCUAUACUUGGGGCACCUUGUGUUUUCUAUACUAUUCUAUGGGAAGUAAAUGAUAUUGCAUAGAGCCGUAUAGAAAAUGCAACAGGCUCGGUGUUUAGAGGUAUAACUUAUUAGGUAACAUUAACAUGCCGCCUAUGCUAGUAUUCACUACACCCCUUAUUCUAGCGAAUCAUUGGGUAGACUUCAUCAAAUGCCAGUGUCGUCAUUAAUGUCUUGUGUCUCACUUGUUGAAGUGCACAAUGUCAAUCGGUUCACCUCAACGCUGAGGGAUGUGAUUUAAAAGAUGACUUUUUGGUUGCUAGCUAAUACUGCAAGGGUUUAUAAGUGUCAAUAAUGUGCCAGACAAGCACACCAUUACCUGGUCUCAAACCAUAUAAUACCCCAGUGCUUUAAGUACCAGAGCAAUGGAAUCCACUCUGGGGCAUUACCCAAAACACACUGACCAAACUACAAGAACCAUGUAGUGUCUUUCCAUUUUGUUUAAUUUUCGCUUUUAUAAGCCUUCAAUUACCAAUAUAAAAUGGUAUAUUAGUAUAUUAUCUAACAAUUAACUAGAUUUGAAGUGUUAAUGAUAUUGACUCUAUUUCUCAGUAUUUUGCCCGAGUAGUAGGGCUAGUACGACAGGGACUUGUGUAAGAUACUGCUUGCCCUGCAGGUGGACCUAUAAGCGAAAGCAUAAUUACUCAU
Hyposmocoma kahamanoa is the source of this 3147-nucleotide messenger RNA. RefSeq names its product probable ATP-dependent RNA helicase DDX43. Gene Ontology annotation, molecular function: ATP binding; RNA helicase activity; RNA binding. Bases 1 to 2103 code for a protein of 700 amino acids. The record is from RefSeq and is a predicted model, not a curated record. The transcript has a single exon. NCBI's taxonomy places the organism in Eukaryota, Metazoa, Arthropoda, Insecta, Lepidoptera, Cosmopterigidae.